Molecule: messenger RNA, 1054 nt
Organism: Dipodomys ordii (Ord's kangaroo rat)
Lineage: Eukaryota; Metazoa; Chordata; Mammalia; Rodentia; Heteromyidae
Gene: Bcl2l15
Product: BCL2-like 15
Cellular component (GO): nucleus; cytosol
Source: RefSeq, a predicted model, not a curated record
UACCCAAGAAGUUCUUCCUCAACUCUGUUUUACAGAGGGUAAUUGGAUAUUGGCUGUCUGUAAUGAUAAAAGCUAUUAAUUAAUCUUAUGUACUAGUUGUGUGGUUCAAGAUAAGGAACUGAAGUCAUCAGCAGGUCUUCACUGGUGUAGGUGAGCUCUGGAGAGAAGGCUCACCUUUCUGAGCAGCUCUUUUGUAGAAAGGUCUAGGUCUGCAUGUCUCGUGUGUACUUAAGAAACUUUAUAAGAAGUAGAUAUACGUCUCUGUUUUUGAAAUCUCUGACUUCCUGCUUAGCUGACAACUGAUUAUUUUGUGGGAAAGCAAAACUCAGCAAAUACCUAAAAUGAGCAACCUAAGUUUUGAGGAGCAAACAAAACACACCGUGAAUGCUCUUUUCAAAGACUUCCUGACACCAUUACAACCUGCUAACCAGAGUGGUGGAAUGGAAACAUACUCAGUUGUUCAUGGGGCCUGGGUGUUGUGUAUGAGCGACAGGUGUGAGCCACCGGCAUCUGGCCCCCCUGUACUUUUGAGUGCUACUCCACUAAUGGCCAUUCUGUCCUCAGUUGGAAGCUAUACUCUGGCCUGGUAUGCUCAGGAUUCAAGCUUCUCCCAUGAGAGGGCCUUUCUUGCAUUGUUGGUGAAACUUCUUGAAUCUGUGGCCCGUAUGGCUCCUAAAAAAGUAGAGCAGCUGACUGCUCCAGUGGUACACGUAAUCAGCAGGAACAAGAUCAGUGGGACCAGAGCCAUCCAAGAGUUCAUCCAGAAAAAAGGAGGAUGGAAAGCUGGAGAGCAAAGAAGAGUAGUUCUUCUCUUGACUGGACGUACUGCCUCUUUGACUAAUCAGGACAUUCAUAAUUUCUGGUCAUUAAAAAGACAAAUAAAUCAUCUUUGCCUGGGCAGAACGCAACCUAGCUGAAUAAAAUGCAACCUUGCUGAAUAAAUUGUUUUUUACUGAUUGGUAAAAUUGGGAGCAGCUCCCAGGAUUCUACAGCGCUUUUAUACUUUUGUCUUUUGCAUGAGAUUUAAUGAGGGUUUGUUGAGGCGAAGCCUUCU